GGCUUCUGCUGCUCAACAUUCAAGUCCUCGUAAUUCUACCAAGAUGACCGCCCUUAGAUUCGUUAAGUCUGUCUGGGAGUCCUUUCGGGCUACCUCGGGUCUAGAGCCUCGCCUGUUGAAUAAUCUGCGUGUCACAGCGGCCAGACCCGGCACCGUCAACUUUGAAUUGGACAUCCAAAAGGAACACACAAACCGCCUCAAUAUCCUUCAUGGCGGUACUAUCGCAAGCAUGGUUGACCUUGGAGGUUCCUUGGCCGUUGCUUCGCGUGGGCUGUUCGCGACCGGUGUGUCCACUGAUCUGAAUGUUACUUAUCUCAACUCUGGCGGCAAGGUCGGUGAUAAGAUCAUGGCGGAGGUAACCUGCGACAAGUUCGGAAAAACCCUCGCUUAUACCAACAUCAAAUUCACAAACGACAAGGGCGAGGUCGUUGCUCGAGGAAGCCACACAAAGUAUGUGAGCUUUGCUUGGAAGGAUCCUCAGAACAUUGUAGAGGAAAUCAACAAGCUCCAGUAAAUAGUAAGUAAGAAGAAAGUUCGCAGAAUAGAGAAUCGAAGGUAUCGAGCGGAUUUGUCUACAACUCGGUUGACACCUUGGAUGUAAUUAUCAAGACCCUGUAGCAAUGGCGCCUUUUCAGUGUCUCUAUAAUGUCCGAAGUCUACAAUGCUCGACAUACUGUGGAAGAAAAUGUUUGAUGUUACUAGAGCUUAAUUUAUCAUCUUUCAACGAGCUCAAAGGGCAAGAGCACAGGCGGACUAAGGCCCG
This is a messenger RNA of Penicillium brasilianum, 763 nucleotides long. The record is from the annotation of a GenBank genome assembly. NCBI's taxonomy places the organism in Eukaryota, Fungi, Ascomycota, Eurotiomycetes, Eurotiales, Aspergillaceae.